This is a messenger RNA of Phytophthora infestans T30-4, 2349 nucleotides long. RefSeq lists its product as uncharacterized. The record is from RefSeq and is a predicted model, not a curated record. NCBI's taxonomy places the organism in Eukaryota, Oomycota, Peronosporomycetes, Peronosporales, Peronosporaceae. Bases 1 to 2349 code for a protein of 782 amino acids. The transcript has 4 exons.
AUGACGCGAGAUGAAGCGUGGGAAAGCAUGUGGGAUGAGGAGGCGGAUGAGCCGCUGGAGGCUGGGGCCGUUAGGAUACAGAUCCAAGCGCAGUCCGACGAUGAGCAGAUUGCUAGUGUCGUGUUGCCGGAUGCUAGUAACGCUGACGAAGAAGCGAACGACGAGGCUUCAGGUAGCAGUGAGGAUGGGAAGGACAGUCAGGGCAAGGCCAAGGCGGUACUGAUGGACGAGAAGUACCUCAAGAAGCGCGAACGACAACUGAAGAAGCUGCGAGAGAGUCUCCAACAGGCAGCAGACGAGCGGGACAAGAGCGCUAUCGACGAGGCCUUGGCUCGUGCUGAGCGCAAGCAAAUGAGUAGCGCUCUCCAGGAGGAUAUCCAACGCGCUCAGGACUCUGGACGUAAACAUCUGCACACGGUGACGUCCACGGCGUCGCCGUCAAGCGCUAGUGCUGGCAGCUUGAAGCCCCCGUCACUCGUGAUUCGACCGAUCGCGUAUGGCCAGGCAUUACAAGCGGCAGAGCAACAUCAGCAGCAGUUGAGAGCGCACCAGAAGCUCCUGGAGGAAAAGGACGCCGAGAUCGCCAAGCUCAAGAUGCUGCUGCUAACACACAAGGACAAGGCGUCUCGGGAAGACGCCAGGAGUAUCGAGGCGCGCACUCAAGCCAAGGCUGCAGCGCUUGCACGGCGAGUCACUCGCUUACGGUCUCAGUUCCCGGUUCCGAGUGCAGCUGCGAGUCAGGCGGACACGCUGAUCGAGUGGAUGGGCCCCAGCGACGUCGCCGACCGCGUUCGUCAACAGGUUCUGUCUUUUGUCCAGCGGGUCAUCACCGCUCACUUCCCUCUUGCUGCAGCGCCGCUCUUCUUCGCGACGGGGUCGUACCCUAUGAAGACGUAUCUGCCAGGGUCAGAUCUGGACAUUUGUCUGCUGGUGCCUCAAGAACUCGAGUCGUCGUGGUAUUAUAUCGUGACGCAGGCGCUGUGUGUCGCUGGAGGCAGUGGCGGGGCAGGCACCGUGCUGGAUCUAGGGAACUCUGCCAGUUCGGAUGUAAGCGGCAGCAGCUCUCCGUCUGGUCCUGCGGCGGCGAGUGGAGGGGGGCCCUUGUUAUUGACCAAUACAGUUCGCAACGUGACGUUUAUUAACGCGGACGUUCGCGUGGUCAAGUGUACAGUUGACAACAUCCCGGUGGAUUUUACAGCCAACCGCGUGGGAGCGCUCGGAGCUGUGCGGUUACUGGACGCCAUGGCGGCUCGUGUGGGACGACAGCACUUGUUCAAGAAGAGCCUCAUCCUCAUCAAGGCCUGGUGCACCCAUGAGUCGCGUCCGUUCAUGCAGAGAGCGUCCAAUGAGGCGGGUGGAUCGGUGCCUGGGAGCACGCCGGCUAGUGUCAUGGGGGCAAGUCACGGAGCUCUCUCGACGUACGCAGUGAACACGAUCGUGAUGGCUCUAUUCAACCAGCACGGCGACGCUCUCACGCACCCGCUGCAGGCGCUGUAUUUGUUCCUGGAUCGUCUGGCAGAGUUUCCGUGGCACGAGUGUGCGUUGACAUUACAUGGCCCUGUACCGCUGAGUCGUCUGGCCAGUACACCGUUGAAUGGAACCACUUCGUACAGGUCAAAGCUGAAGACGGCGAAGCUGGACGCCAGUGACGUUGAAGCUAUUCGCGACACGCUGGCGGAUCAAUUUGGAGCGUUUGACGCAGCUUUGAAGAGCAGCAAAGGCACGCCGACUGGAUUGUUCCCUAUUCGAGCCUGUAACAUUGUGGAUCCUCUAGACGACAAGAACAACUUAGCGCGUAGUGUGUCGGCUGAAGGGUUUCCCGUGAUGAAGCGUGCGUUCCGACUCGCGAGAGACCAGUUGGCAGCGAUGCUUGCACCUCGAUCAGCCAUAGACGACGACGCGGAGUUGUUGAGAGAGGAGUCGAGUAAAGACGUGGGCGUGACGUUCUUCUCGCGGUGUUGGCAGCUGUACGCACGUGGGGACGGAUGGAGGCCAGAUCUAUUGAUCCACCCACGACAGAUUUGGCACGGGAAGCCGGCGUCGACGUCUAGUACGGGCUCUCUCAAGAAGAACAAGGCGUCACCACGACCUCAGUCUGCGUCGGUGACGAAAAGCGAGGAGGGCGAAGAUCGGCGCUGGGAGUCGUUGCUACCGUCGCUGGAUGCGGGGACGGUCAAUUCGUUGCUGCUUCAGCACCAGCAACUGCAGCAACAAGCAGCAGCAGCGGCAGCUCCAGGAGGUCAACGCAGUAAGUCGCCACCACCGACAAGAAACGUCGGACCGCAGAACGGAAAGUCACUGGCCAUGGGAAGUCGGAGGUUUGACUCGACAUCGCCGCAGCGCAUGUGA